Paramecium tetraurelia is the source of this 1971-nucleotide messenger RNA. RefSeq lists its product as uncharacterized. Gene Ontology annotation, molecular function: acyltransferase activity, transferring groups other than amino-acyl groups. NCBI's taxonomy places the organism in Eukaryota, Ciliophora, Oligohymenophorea, Peniculida, Parameciidae. The record is from RefSeq and is a predicted model, not a curated record. The transcript is spliced from 3 exons.
AUGUAUAUAUUGUCUUUCCUGAUUUUAGAAGUGCUCAGCUUUGCACAAGAUAAUACUUCAGUCUGCGUUCAAGAAAUGAAUAAUUUACUAUCCCUGCCAAUUAACUAACAAUUGCAACUCGUAUUACCAUACUAUUCAAUCUCUGGAGACUGGAUCGAGAAGUUUGGAUAUUAUGACAGAUGCUUAAGAGAAGAUCAGACAUACACUUCAGUCCAAAUAGAUUAAAUCUUGUACAAAUUGAAUUAUGGAUUCUGCCAUUCUAACAUUUGCUCUGCGCAUGAUUUUAAUUCUCAAGAUGCACAAAUCAUCAUAAAGAACUUGCUUAACGUUAGUGGAAUAGCCAAUUUACUAUAGAUGAAUUUAGAAACAACAACCUUAAGAUUCUAUAAUCCCUUAACAUAUUAUCCUCAUCUUGGAUUAGGAACAUAUGUUACAUCAGCUAUAAUUAUCAUAUUGAUUAUCAUGGCUUCAAUAGAUCCUAUAUUGAGAUUUAUUAAGGCUUGCUAAAGUGCUCAUACUCCUGAUGAUCGAGAUGAUGUUAAAGAUGAAUAAGCAAGUACUCCUGUUACUACUAAAAGUGAACCUUUGGAGAACUAAAACCUUAUAGUUAAAGAUUUCUCAAUAAUUCAAAAUUAUAAAAAGAUUAUGAAUCUUAAGACAAUUGAUCCAAAUUUGGCCAUGUUCAAUGGUAUUAGAGCUAUAUCAUUUAUGAUGGUUGUAUAUGGACAUGUGUGUGAAAUGACAGCCACAUCCACUUAUAUCUAAGAAGCGACCUUACAAUACAAGAAAUGGAGUAUCAUAUUGCUAUAUGAUAUGAUGUAUGCAGUUGACAUCUUCUUUUGGGUAGGGGGAUUCUUCUUAGGCUAUGUAAUGUGUGAUGAUAAGAAAACAUAAUCUUUGUAGAAAUAUCCAUUUUCUAUUUUUAUUUCGGUAGUUCAUAGAUUAAUGAGAAUUUGGCCAUGUUAUCUUUUAUGUAUUGCAAUUAAUUCAUACAUAAUUCCAUACUUAGGAAGUGGACCUAGAUGGUUUUUAGAGGAAGGAGCCACACAAUGUCCAGGAGGGGCAUGGAAGAAUGCAUUCUUUAUUGAUAACUUUUAUGAAGAUUGGCAACUUUGUUUUGGAUGGGGAUGGUAUUUAACAUGCGACUUUCAAUUAUUCUUAACAUGCCUAAUCCCAAUAAUGAUUUAUUGUCUAAAUUAUAAGACUGGAUCGAAAAUCUUAAUUUUGUUGAUGAUUUUAGGUAGUUUAGGAUGGGGAUACUAUUUAAGUAUCCAUUAUAAUUUCUUGAUUCCUGGUAAGAAUACUUAUAAUCCUAAUUAUUACUAUAAGUAUUAUGUAAGCACAUAUGCAAGGGCACCUCCUUACUUUUUGGGGUUACUUCUAGGUAUUUUUUAUAGGGAGUUAAAAUAAUCAAAGGGGAGUGGAAGUUUUAACAUUCUCAAUUAUUGUAAAUCCUUAAUUUAAACGAGUGGAAGUAGAAUAUUAUUCUAGAUUGUAUGUUAUGGAAUAGGUUUUGGUUUGGUGCUCUUUUAAUUUUUUGGAUGGAAGAAAGAAUUCAACAGUAUGGAAUUAAUAUGGCCUCAAUGGUUUUAAAAUUUCUAUCACUCCAUAAGCAAAUGUCUAUUUACAUUCGCCAUGACUUUGAUUACAUUACCCAAUUUAGUUGGUGCAUAUGAUAUAUUUAAUCGCAAGUUUAUGAAUAACACUCUGUUUAAAUUUAUGGCUAAGAUAUCAUUUUCAAUGUAUUUGGUUCAUUUGAUGAUAAUUGUAAUAAUUACUGAGACCUUUUAUGAAACUCCAUCUUUUUUCUAGUUAGAUUUAGUUACAGGAUUUGUUUGUGCAGUGUUUCUCUCGGUGAUAUUUGGAUUGAUGCUCUCACUCUUAGUAGAACUACCAUUUGGUAAUCUUGAUACUCGUUUGACUAAGCUAUUAUCAGUCUCACCUAAAAAGAUAGAACCAUUAUUAAGUUGA